Didymodactylos carnosus is the source of this 1266-nucleotide messenger RNA. Lineage: Eukaryota; Metazoa; Rotifera; Eurotatoria; Philodinida; Philodinidae. The record is from the annotation of a GenBank genome assembly.
AUGUUACCGGUUUAUUACAUCUCAACUAUCGUUCUUUUAACAACUCUAACUGAUCCGGUGAGUGGUGACGCAACCACAUCAAGCAAUGCCUGCCCAUUCAAUUCAGUGAGUGCAACAUACUUUUCACAAUAUAAUGUCAUCACAACCGGAGAUUUUAGUAGUACGUCUGAUGUUGAAAAUCAAACAAUUGUGUGUGGUUCAUUAAAGAGUAAUCAAGCUAAUUAUUGUAUACAUAUUGAUCAAAAUAACUUUAAUGCUAAAAGUCCUUGUCUUGAAAUUAAUGGCGCUUUGCCAUCAGGUGGCGGUAGUCCAAAUGUUCAGGUGGGUAGUGUUAGCGUUGGUUCAAACCCCGUACAUACAUUAACAAAAAAAGGUACAACACAAUAUCAAAUAGAUCAAUUGCAAUUUAAUUUAAAUGGUGGUAACCAAGGUGCAACAGCUUUUGUUGACAGUAACCUACCAUCGAAAUGUGCAGCAAUCACAUCCGGGCUGCAAACGCUGUCAAGUUCAUUAUUUCAAAUAACACCAAAUAAUAAUGCCACAAUACCAUCAGGGCAACCUAGUCCAUUGAAUUUAAAUGUCAAUAAUGUCGACAGUAAUGGUAUUGCUAUAUUUAAUUUAUCUGGUUCAUCCGUUCUAGCUAACAAAUACGUGCAGCAAAUUCAAAUAAAUAUAAACAAUGCAAAUUGUAAAUUUAUUUUAAUUAAUUUAUAUGGUACAGCUGUUAAUUUUAAUCAGGGUAAUCUUGUUGGAUCAUGGAUAACAAAUUUGAAUGGACGAGCUAAAACACUAUGGAAUUGUCCACAAGCAACAACAAUGAAUCUACAACAAAACUUACAAGGUGCUCUGUUAGCCCCAAAUGCUGUUGUACAAGCAUCAUCAAACAUUGAUGGAGCAACAGCUGUAAAAUCAUUAACAACACAAUCGGAAUUACAUAACCCACCAAUUCAAUUUCCAUGCCUCGCUGCAGUAGAAAAGGCUCCAGUGUCAACGUUGUCGUCGACCACCCCUAAAGCCACCACUACAUCAACUGUUGCUCCAACAACAACGACUAGUACUACUAAUUUUACUUAUUUUAUAUUACAAAAACGUAUGCAGAAUGUUCAUGGUUCACAAUCAUUGAUUAUUGUAUUAUAUGCACGGGAGAGAUAUCGUAUUUUGAGCGAGAGGCUCCAGUGUCAACGUCGUCGUCGACCACCCCUAAAGCCACCACUACAUCAACUGUUGCUCCAACAACAACAACGACUACUACUACUACAGGUAUAG